Phyllostomus discolor (pale spear-nosed bat) is the source of this 5004-nucleotide messenger RNA. RefSeq names its product epidermal growth factor receptor pathway substrate 15 (gene EPS15). Gene Ontology annotation, cellular component: cytoplasm; plasma membrane; clathrin coat of coated pit. Gene Ontology annotation, molecular function: calcium ion binding; cadherin binding. NCBI's taxonomy places the organism in Eukaryota, Metazoa, Chordata, Mammalia, Chiroptera, Phyllostomidae. The record is from RefSeq and is a predicted model, not a curated record. Gene Ontology annotation, biological process: endocytosis; endosomal transport. Bases 149 to 2851 code for a protein of 900 amino acids. The transcript has 25 exons.
GCGGGUGAGAGGAGGGAAGUUGUCGAAGUUAGGGGAGACGCCCGCUUGCCCGCCCCGGCCUUGCCUCUGGCCGCUCCCUCCGCCUUCUCCCCGCCCUAGCCCCCGUCCGCCAGUCCUUCCUUCCCCUCCCGUGCAUGAUGGAAACACCAUGGCUGCGGCGGCCCAGCUCUCCCUGACACAGUUAUCAAGUGGGAAUCCUGUAUAUGAAAAAUACUAUAGACAGGUUGAUACUGGCAAUACUGGAAGGGUAUUGGCUUCUGAUGCUGCUGUUUUCCUGAAAAAAUCAGGGCUUCCAGACUUGAUACUUGGAAAGAUUUGGGAUUUAGCUGACACAGAUGGCAAAGGUAUUCUAAACAAACAGGAAUUCUUUGUUGCCUUGCGUCUUGUGGCAUGUGCCCAGAAUGGAUUGGAGGUUUCACUGAGUAGCUUGAACUUGGCUGUUCCUCCUCCAAGAUUUCACGAUACCGGUAGUCCCUUGCUAAUCAGUGGAACCUCUGCAACUGAGCUCCCAUGGGCUGUAAAAUCUGAAGAUAAGGCCAAAUAUGAUGCAAUUUUUGAUAGUUUAAGCCCAGUAAAUGGAUUUCUGUCUGGUGAUAAAGUGAAACCAGUGUUGCUCAACUCUAAGUUACCUGUGGAUAUCCUUGGAAGAGUUUGGGAGUUGAGUGACAUUGACCAUGAUGGAAUGCUUGACAGAGAUGAGUUUGCAGUGGCCAUGUUUUUGGUAUACUGCGCACUGGAGAAAGAACCCGUGCCAAUGUCCUUGCCUCCAGCCUUGGUGCCACCUUCUAAGAGGAAAACGUGGGUUGUGUCACCUGCAGAAAAAGCUAAAUAUGAUGACAUCUUUCUGAAAACUGAUAAAGAUAAUGAUGGAUUUGUAUCUGGAUUGGAAGUUCGUGAAAUCUUUCUGAAGACAGGUUUACCUUCUACUUUACUAGCCCAUAUUUGGGCAUUGUGUGACACAAAGGACUGUGGGAAGCUUUCAAAGGAUCAGUUUGCCUUAGCUUUUCAUCUAAUCAAUCAGAAGUUAAUAAAGGGUAUUGAUCCUCCUCACACUCUUACUCCUGAGAUGAUUCCACCAUCAGACAGGGCCAGUUUACAAAAGAACAUCAUAGGAUCAAGUCCUGUUGCAGAUUUCUCUGCCAUUAAGGAGCUAGAUACCCUUAACAAUGAGCUAGUUGACCUGCAGAGGGAAAAGAAUAAUGUGGAGCAGGACCUUAAGGAGAAAGAAGAUAUUCUUAAACAGAGAACAAGCGAGGUUCAGGAUCUUCAAGAUGAAGUUCAAAGGGAGAAUACUAAUUUGCAGAAACUGCAGGCCCAGAAACAGCAAGUCCAGGAGCUCCUUGAUGGCCUGGAUGAGCAGAAAGCCCAGCUGGAGGAGCAGCUGAAGGAAGUCAGAAAGAAAUGCGCUGAGGAGGCCCAGCUGAUCUCAUCCCUCAAAGCUGAAUUAACUAGUCAGGAAUCUCAGAUCUCCACUUACGAAGAAGAGCUGGCCAAAGCCAGAGAAGAGCUCAGUCGCCUACAGCAAGAAACAGCAGAGCUAGAGGAGAGUGUGGAGUCAGGGAAGGCCCAGCUGGGACCUCUUCAGCAGCACCUGCAAGAUUCACAGCAGGAAGUCAGUUCAAUGCAAAUGAAACUGAUGGAAAUGAAAGAGCUAGAAAACCAUAAUAAUCAACUAAACUGGUGCAGUAGCCCACACAGCAUUCUUGUAAAUGGCGCUACAGAUUAUUGCAGCCUCAGCACCAGCAGCAGUGAAACAGCCAACCUGAAUGAGCACGCGGACGGCCAGAGCACCCUGGAGUCUGAGCCUAUACACCAGGAGUCUCCAACAGGAAGUAGUCCUGAAACACUGCCUUCCGGUGUGACUGAUGAAAGCGAAGUGGUGACUGCAGCUGUUAAUGAAAAAGCCUGUCCUGAAUUCAACAGAGACAGUCAUUCAAAGGAGGAAGAUCCAUUUACUGUAGAAUCAAGUUCACUGACAGAUCCAGUUGCAGAGACAAACUUGGAUUUUUUCCAGUCUGAUCCUUUUGUUGGCAGUGAUCCUUUCAAGGAUGAUCCUUUUGGGAAAAUUGAUCCAUUUGGAGGUGAUCCUUUCAAAGGCUCAGAUCCGUUUGCAUCUGACUGUUUCUUCAAGCAGCCUUCUGCUGAUCCUUUUGCCACCUCCAGCACCGACCCUUUCAGUGCAGCCAGCAAUAGCAGUAACACAUCGGUAGAAACACUGAAAUACAAUGAUCCUUUUGCUCCUGGUGGCACAGUUGUUGUUGCAGCUAGUGACUCAGCCACAGACCCCUUUGCUUCUGUUUUUGGAAAUGAAUCAUUUGAAGACGGAUUUGCUGACUUCAGCACAUUGUCAAAGGUCAACAAUGAAGAUCCUUUUAGUUCAGCCACAUUGAGCUCUGCCAGCAGUGUGGUUGCUACAAAAAAUACGCUGGAGGAAGCACCAGUCAGAAGUGAAGAUGUACCCCCCGCACUGCCCCCAAAGGUCGGAACUCCAACGAGACCCUGCCCACCGCCGCCUGGAAAAAGACCCAUCAACAAAUUGGAUUCUUCCGAUCCCUUUAAACUGAAUGAUCCAUUUCAGCCUUUCCCAGUCAAUGAUAGCCCCAAAGAAAAAGAUCCAGAUAUGUUUUGCGACCCAUUUACUUCUACUACUACUACCACUACCAAUAAAGAGGCUGACCCAAGCAAUUUUGCUAACUUCAGUGCUUAUCCCUCUGAAGAAGAUAUGAUCGAAUGGGCCAAGAGGGAGAGUGAGAGAGAGGAAGAGCAGAGGCUUGCCCGCCUGACCCAGCAAGAGCAGGAAGACUUAGAACUGGCCAUUGCACUCAGCAAGUCUGAGAUUUCAGAAGCAUGAAGAACUCUCCUCUGUCAACCAUAUAACACUCUUCUUCCUGAAUGCUGAAGCUAUUUACAGUGUAUAUCAAAACUACCAUAAGCAUGGGGAUAUAAAAGGUUUGAGAUUCCUGUAAAUGUGACAAAAGUUUUUUUUUUUAAUUCAUUUCAGAUUUGUCUCCCCUCCUCCCCGUAAAAGCAGUAACCGAGUCAGACAACUUGACCUGGGUCCCCGUUCUGGUGUGCGUUUACUGUGAGCUUUUGCCUGCCUCUGCUACUUCUGCGUGUUAAACUAGAGCACCCAAGCUUCUGCCUUCUGGAAUAUAGAGAAAUAACUUUUCACCCCUGUGCUACCCUUGUUCUGUAGUUACUCUGAUGAUAGCCAGUGGGGUUUUUUCUUAAAACUUGCAGUAUUUUCCCCUGAUUUAAGUGGAUGAGGGAGGAGAAGGGAUAGGACAUCCUGUUUCUUUUACGAUAGUACAGAUUGACUAAAGUGCAUGUUUGUAUUUCCAUAGAAUCAAAAAACUUUUUUUAUAGACAAGGAAAAAUAUUUUACAUAAAUUGACUCCAUUACUGAAAAAAGGGAUGCUUUAGAUUGAACCAUUACAGCUUCAGACUGAAUUUAAAGAAUUUUAGAUAAACAGAUACCUCUCCAUAAUUUGAAGUGCUAGACAAUGGAGGAAAUCUGUCACCUAAAAUACACCCAUCCGUAUGAGGUGAGCAAGCAUCAGGGUGUGGCAGCUGUUCUGCCAUUGCUGCGGCACUGUCCUUGUUAGUUCACGGUAGGUUUAUUUUUGUAUUUUUGCAGAAGAAACUUUAGCAAGCUAGAACUGGAAGGUACUUUAAUUUUUGUAUAUAUAUUUUUUGUUUCUUUAAUGAAGGCUCAGUACUUGAAAUGUAAAAACUUUCACUGAAUACAAAUGAAAAAGUAACAUGUAUUAAAUCACAUUGCUUUUUGUCCAUUUUUGUGGUUUAAAAUGUUUAUUCAUGUUUUUUGCCUAUGAAAUUGGCAGGCUGGCAAAAAAAUCUUUUUUUUAAUUGGGAGAGAAGAGACCUGCCAAAUUAUUAGAACUCUUCAUGUGUUAAAAGCCUAUCUUCUGUAAAACUGACCUAGCAGACAAGCUGAAUUUGAAUAGGCUGUUAAGUUAUAAUCUUAUUUUUUUUAACAUCGGUUACUGACUUAGGUAAUGUACUGAAUACCUAUUUACCAAGAUAAAGAAAAAUGCACUUAAAACUAAUUAAAAGUCUCUCUGGUCAUCAAGUCAAAGUGGUAUUGAUCUGUGUUUAUCAGUAACUUACUGCAUAGCCUAUGAAUAAUUCCAAAACAUCCAGUUCAUUUCAUCUUGAAAUGGUGCUUUGUUUUUCUCCACAAACAAUUGGAUUGCUAUAGCUUAAAACAAACUUAAACCACUUUCUUACACUGCUAACUUUUUUCUACUUUUGUAAGUUGAAAUAGUUCAGCAUAAAAGUCAUACAUAUGAAGCAAGGGCUGAAUCGUAAUCACAAGGCUUAAAUUUUGAUAAACCAGUGACUGAGGAUAUAUGCAAAGGUGACUGAGAAGGUAGUGCUGGGAGUUGUGGUAGGUUGUGGUUUUGGGUUUCUUCUUCCCCUUACACUUCAGGAAAAAGGUAAGUUGACUUGAACAACCUUCUUUUGCACUGGGAAAAUGAACAGAUGUUUGAAAUGCUUUUAAAAUAUUUUUUUUAAUUAAAAACUCUGGAAAAGAUGAAAUAUCUGUAACUUAUAAACACCAACUUUCGAUGUAAUGUGUACCCUGAUCUUAUGUAUGUUUAACUGGAUUACAUAGAUUCUUAUCUUUUGUUAAAAUAUGUAUACUCGGUGGACCAAUAUAAUAUUAAAGUAUGUAUAUAUUAUAUAAAUAUAAGUAUGUAUAUCUCUAUCUUUAUGCUCACUUGUGUAGGAUGAAUAUCUUAGAGUUGUUUGUGAUGACAUUUCACAUUGUUGACUCUGGCUCCAGAGCCUGUGCUUGAAAAGGACAGAUAAGUAUUCCUGAGAGCUAAGUGGCAGUAUUUACAAAGUGUUAACCAUCUUCUACAUCUUUAGUCAGGUUUCUCUCUUUAUAGAAAAUUCUAUAUGUUUCAAACUACUAAAUUGUAGCCUGUAACUAUGAGAACAAUAAAGGUAAAGUAACAAUAAAACACACUAUCCAUACAU